UCUCAUCUCAACAUCCACAAACUCUACAGUGGACAAUUCAACAUCACCACUUCUUUCUUUUCUCUUACUGUCAAGAUGACACAGCAAGAUUUUGACAAUGAUGCGAGGCUUGAGAAGGCUGAGGUUGCUCAUGCUGAGGAUGCUGUUGCUGUGAGGGAUCAUGAGAUGACGACUUGGGAAUGCGCGAAGAAGAACCCAAAGGCCAUUCUUUGGGCUCUUUAUGCAAACCUGGGAGCUACUCUUGUUGGCUACGAGAACCUUGCUCUGGCCGUCUGUCUCGCUCUCCCAGCUUUCCAGAUGAAGUUCGCCAGCCUCGUCGACGGCAACCUCAUCAUCCCAGCAUACUGGCAAUCCCUCUGGAACGCCACCUACAACAUCAUGCAGCUCUUCGGUUCCCUCUCCGCCGGCUUCGUCCAAGACAAACUCGGCCGACGCGCCGUCUUCCUCGCAGGCAUAAUCAUCGUUUCUUGUGGUAUCACUCUGGCUUAUCUGGCUGAAACACCUGCUCAGUUCAUGGGGGCAAAGAUCAUCUCUGGUUUUGCCGUUGGUGCGUUCCAGUCUACCACGCAGACUUAUGUCUCUGAGGUUACGCCGCUGCCUUUGCGUGGUAUUGCGUUGUCUCUCAACAUUCUUAUGAUGAACGUCGGUUUCCUCAUCGCCAUCUCCACAACCUACGCUCGCGUCACGAUCAUGAACGAAUCCGCAUUCCGAGUCGUAUUCGCCGCUGCAUGGGUCUUCCCCGGAAUCCUCGCCCUCGGUCUCCCAUUCCUUCCCGAGUCUCCAUACUAUCUCAUCAUGAAGAACAAGCGCGAUCUUGCUCUGAAGCACCUCGCCAAACUCUGUUCCAAAGAUGAAGAUCUCGAUGCUCGUAUCCGACACAUGGAAGAGACUGUCGAAGCUGAGCGCCUGAUAUCUUCUGAGAAAGCUUCGUUCCUAGAGUGCUUCAAGGGUAGCAAUUGGCGCCGUACAAGGAUUAUUCUGAUCUGCAUGUACAUGCCCCAGAUUGUUGGUUCGAGCUUGUCAUCCAACGCUCCGUACUUUCUCAGCCAGACCGGUUUGAGUAGUGGCUUGAUCAUCAAGAUUAUGCAGAUCGGUCUUGGUGUUUCUAUCCUGUCCUCAUUGGUCAACAUCUACAUGAUGACUCUCUUUCGACAUCGACCAUUGAUGUUCGUCGGCAUGACCAUCUGCGCUCUCAUCUAUCUGAUCAUGGGCGUUGCAGCUGCCUGUCCCCAGUCCGAGAAGACUCUGUUGGCUAUCGGUAUCGUGAUGCAAUUCCUCUCUCUUGCUUACGGUCCAGCCAUUGGUUCCAGUCUCGCUGUGGCUGGUGAAGUGUCUGCUUCCAGGCUGCGAGCCAAAUCUCAAGGUAUCGCUUUCGGAUUCCAGGCCAUCACCAGCACUGUUUGGGUUACUGUGCUGCCGUACAUGUUCAACAAGGAUGAAGGUAAUAUGGGCGGUCAUAUCGGUUGGGUCUUCCUUGGUAUGACACUGUUGAUGAUGCUGGCUGUCUACUUUGAUGUUCCAGGUACUAAGGGCAGGACAUUCCAUGAGCUCGAUAUCAUGUUUGAGAAGAAGAUUCCUGCUCGUCAUUUCGAGCAUUACAAGAGCGAUUGAUAGGACAGGCGGGAUAGGUUAUCCUUGGCAGAGUUUUACUUUCUACGUGCAGUAUAGCAAGACUUCACCAUGAAGCUCAAUUGACUAUAAACACAUUCCACUAUCAA
This is a messenger RNA of Fusarium odoratissimum NRRL 54006, 1718 nucleotides long. RefSeq lists its product as uncharacterized. The transcript is spliced from 4 exons. Gene Ontology annotation, cellular component: membrane. The record is from RefSeq and is a predicted model, not a curated record. NCBI's taxonomy places the organism in Eukaryota, Fungi, Ascomycota, Sordariomycetes, Hypocreales, Nectriaceae. Bases 76 to 1611 code for a protein of 511 amino acids. Gene Ontology annotation, biological process: transmembrane transport; carbohydrate transport. Gene Ontology annotation, molecular function: carbohydrate:proton symporter activity.